Molecule: messenger RNA, 7453 nt
Organism: Liolophura sinensis
Lineage: Eukaryota; Metazoa; Mollusca; Polyplacophora; Chitonida; Chitonidae
Product: multidrug resistance-associated protein 1-like
Exons: 31
Coding region: 118-4596 (1492 amino acids)
Biological process (GO): transmembrane transport
Cellular component (GO): membrane
Molecular function (GO): ATP hydrolysis activity; ATP binding; ABC-type transporter activity
Source: RefSeq, a predicted model, not a curated record
ACAGUGGUGGUCCUAGCGCCCUGUGGGGUUCUAUUGCUACUGGCCCCGUACCACUUGUAUACCCUCAGAAAGAGCAAGGACGGGGUCAUACCUUUAUCAUGGUUCAACAUUACAAAAAUGGUGUGCAGUGUUCUCCUGGCUUGUCUCACCCUGGUGGAUGUGUUUAAGGGGAUUCAGGAGAGAACCAAUGGCAUAACAGUACCACCUGUGAACUUUGUCUCAUCAUUAAUUCUUGUCUUAACAUUGGCCUUCACAGUUUUCCUCAUCAAUUAUGAGCGUAUACAUGGAUUGAGAUCGUCAGCAUAUCUAUUUAUAUUUUGGUUCCUUUUAGCAUUGUUUGAAAUUGUUACAUUUCGCUCCAAAAUAAGAGUGGCUCUUAUUGAGGGAGGAGUUACAGAUGUUGCAAGAUUUGUUGCAUUUUAUAUAUUCUACCCAAUAGUUCUAGUUCAGGUAGUCCUGGCUGCCUUGGUGGAUUUAGAACCUGCUACUUAUGAGGUGGAACGAGAUGAGAAUCCAUGUCCAGAGAGAAGUGCCUCUUUUCUCUCCAGGAUAACAUUCUGGUGGUUUACUGGCUUAGUUAUUAAAGGAUUUAAGAAUCCGCUGGAGAGGAGUUCUCUGUGGUCACUGAACCCUGAUGACAAAUCUUCCUCUGUCGUGCCACAAUUCACAGUAGAGUGGGACAAAGAAUUGCGGAAAGCAAAGUGUGGAAGAUACAAGAUAUCUAAAGAAGGCCAGAGUGAUGGGAAAGGAGCUGACAAAGAGACGCGUACCCGCUAUGAGGAUGGUACGGUCUAUACAGAAGUCACAGUCGUGGACGGACAGAAGAAGAAAGAGCCAUCCUUGUUUAUGGCAUUGACCCGGGCGUUUGGGACGGUGGGAGUCAUCGCUGGGUUGUUUAAACUCAUGCACGAUAUUCUUAUAUUUGUCAGCCCCUAUUUAUUGAAGUUGAUGAUACAGUUUACAAAUGACAAGUCCAUCCCUACCUGGAAGGGUUACUUGUAUGCCGCCCUGAUGGUCAUCAUUGCCCUCAUUCAGUCUCUUGUCCUGCACCAAUACUUCCACGGUUGUUUUCUGCUGGGAAUGAGGCUGAGGACAGCCAUUAUUGCUGCCGUCUACAAUAAGGCUUUGCUGUUGUCAAACUCUGCUCGCAAGUCAUCCACUGUGGGAGAGAUCGUGAACUUGAUGUCUGUGGACGCCCAGAGAUUCAUGGAUCUGAUGACCUACAUCCACAUGUUGUGGUCGGCUCCGUUCCAGAUAGCAGUGUCGCUCUACUUCCUGUGGCAGACCUUGGGGCCCUCUGUCCUGGCUGGGCUUGGUGUCAUGAUCUUACUGAUACCUGUGAACGCCGUCAUCGCUAACAAGACUAAACAGUUACAGGUCAAGCAGAUGACUCUUAAAGAUGAGAGAAUAAAGCUGAUGAAUGAGAUUUUGAAUGGUAUCAAGGUGCUGAAGUUGUAUGCAUGGGAAGGAUCAUUCCAGGAGAGAGUACUAGGUAUCCGGAACAAAGAGUUGGUAGAGUUGAGGAAGGCUGCCUACCUGAAUGCAGGCACAUCAUUUACGUGGGUGUGCGCCCCAUUCCUGGUAUCCCUGAUCACAUUUGCAGUGUAUGUUCUCUCCAGCCCGGAAAAUGUCCUUGAUGCAGAGAAAGCAUUUGUUUCUCUGUCCCUGUUCAACAUUCUGCGCUUCCCCUUGUCCAUGUUACCUCAACUCAUCAGCAACAUGGUACAGACCUCAGUCUCCAUGAAACGCCUGCGUGUGUUUCUCAGUAAUGAUGAGCUGGAUCCAGAUGCUGUUCAGACCAACCCGGAAGCCAAGCAUGCUAUUGAGGUGAAAAAGGGAACAUUUACCUGGGACAAGGAUGGCGACCCUAUUUUAAAAAGCAUUGACCUGAUGGUACCCCAGGGGUCCCUGGUGGCUGUGGUCGGGGCUGUGGGGUCAGGCAAGUCAUCACUGCUGUCAGCUCUGCUAGGGGACAUGGAGAAAAUCUCUGGGUCUGUCAAUGUCAAGGGAUCAGUUGCAUAUGUGCCCCAGCAGGCCUGGAUUCAGAAUGCCACCCUGAAGAACAACAUCCUGUUUGGGAAGAGCUUACAGGACUGUGAUUAUUACAAGGUGAUUGAUGCCUGCGCCCUAAAGUCUGACUUUGAGAUGUUACCUGCUUCUGAUCAAACAGAGAUAGGAGAAAAGGGUAUAAACCUCAGUGGUGGUCAGAAGCAGAGGGUCAGUCUGGCCAGGGCAGUCUACCAGGACACUGACCUCUAUCUUCUGGAUGACCCUCUCAGUGCUGUAGACUCGCAUGUCGGCAAGCAUAUCUUUGAACAAGUUAUUGGUCCAGAUGGAGUGCUGAAAGGAAAGACCCGUAUCCUGGUGACCCACGGGAUAGGUUACCUGCCACAGGUAGAUCAGAUCAUUGUGUUAGUGGAUGGUCAGAUAUCUGAGGUGGGUUCCUACAAAGAGUUGAUGGAUCAUGCUGGAGCUUUUGCGGACUUCCUGAAGAAUUACCUGACAUCUGAAGAGGAUCUAGAGGAGGAGAUCCUGGAUCCUGAAGACCCUGUAAGCAACAUGGAAGCUGCCACAUUACGGGAAGAAAUUCUUUCUCAUCUGGGUUCAAUAAUGGAAGAUGAAGGCUCAAAACAACUCAUCAACAGGCAAAUUUCUCGUGUGCGCACUCAGACAGAGAAUUCUGAAGAGAAACCAGUGUCCAGGACAGCAUCACAGGCAUCAAAACUGAACUCCACAUCCCAGCUGUCCCUGAACAAGGUUGUGGAUGUAGAUGGGAAGACGUGUAAACCUCCAUCCUGGUACAAGGGCCCAGAGGAGCAGGAUAAACUGAUCCAGAAGGAGGUGUCUAUGACAGGCAGGGUGAAGCUGGCAGUGUUUUUAGCAUACUUCAAGGCCAUAGGUUUACCUGUGUCUUGCCUUAUUGUUUUGUUCUACGUGCUGAACAAUGCGGCCAGUAUCUACUCCAACAUCUGGCUGAGUGAAUGGAGCAAUGAUGCCAGUCAGAACGCUACCAUGGGAACAGAACAGAGAGACAUGAGGCUAGGGGUUUAUGGAGCACUGGGUUUGCUACAAGGGAUAUUUGUUCUGCUUGGGGCACUAUUGAUAUAUCGGGGGAAUAUCCGAGCAGGCAGAGUACUGCACUGUGACCUGCUGACCAAUGUCCUGGCCUCCCCCAUGAGCUUCUUUGACACCACACCUCUUGGCCGCACAAUCAAUCGCUUUGGUAAAGACUUAGAUGUAGUAGAUGUGACUUUGCCAAUGAUCUUCCGCUCGUGGUUGGCCUGUGUGCUGAAGGUGGUGGCCGUGCUGUUAGUGAUAAGCAUCAGCACUCCGCCAUUUGUAGCUGUCAUCCUGCCCCUAGCCCUCAUCUAUUUCUUAGUUCAGAGGUUUUAUGUGGCGACCUCACGUCAACUCAAGCGUCUGGAGUCUGUCAGUCGCUCUCCCAUUUAUUCCCACUUUGGGGAGACGAUCACAGGUGCCCCAACAAUCAGAGCGUAUCGACAACAGAAGCGCUUUAUGGAGGAGUCAGAGGCCAGAGUGGACGAAAACCAGAUCUGUUACUACCCCAGUAUUGUCUCUAACAGAUGGCUGGCCAUUCGCCUGGAGUUUGUUGGGAAUUGUAUCGUUUUCUUUGCCUCGUUAUUUGCCGUCAUACAGAGGGAUUCUCUGGAACCUGGUACUGUGGGGCUGUCCAUCACAUACGCUCUCAGUAUCACCCAAACACUGAACUGGAUGGUGCGGAUGACAAGCGAACUGGAGACUAACAUUGUGGCUGUGGAGAGAGUUAAGGAGUACUCUGAAACUCCUACAGAGGCUGACUGGGUAAUAGAGAACAACAGGCCAGGAGCCAAAUGGCCAGAGGAAGGCACUGUGGAAUUUGAGAACUACUGUGUCCGAUACAGAGAGGGGCUUGACCUGGUGCUUAAGGGGAUUGAUUGUAAAAUCACACCAGGAGAAAAGAUUGGAAUUGUGGGUAGAACAGGUGCGGGUAAAUCUUCCCUGACCUUGGCAUUGUUUAGAAUCAUAGAAGCUGCCGGGGGAAGCAUCAUCAUUGAUGGAAUCAAUAUCUCCAAGAUUGGUCUGCAUGACUUGAGGUCUAAGAUCACCAUUAUCCCUCAGGACCCGGUGUUGUUUGCUGGCACACUGAGGAUGAAUCUGGACCCGUUUGAUGCACACACAGACGACGAUGUAUGGAAAUCUCUGGAGCAUGCUCACCUGAAGAACUUUGUGUCUUUGUUACCUGAGGGUCUGCUGUAUAAGUGCACAGAGGGAGGAGAGAAUCUCAGCGUUGGUCAGAGACAGUUGGUGUGUCUAGCACGUGCUUUGCUGCGGAAGACAAAGAUCCUGGUCCUGGAUGAGGCCACAGCAGCAGUGGAUCUGGAGACGGAUGAUUUGAUCCAGGCCACCAUCCGUACAGAGUUUGCAGACUGCACCGUGCUUACCAUUGCUCAUAGACUAAACACCAUCAUGGACUACACCAGAAUCAUGGUCUUAGAUGCAGGCAGGGUGAAGGAGUUUGACAACCCACAGACUCUAUUACAGGAUAAUUCCAGUGUUUUCUAUGGUAUGGCCAAGGAUGCCAAUCUGGUGGCCUAAUUUUCUAAUAGAAAUACAUGUGUUAAAUAUUCUCCCUUGUAAGAAUGAAGAAGAUUGACAACUCACAUGCUCUCAUACAGAAUCCCAGUGUUUCCUACAGUGUGGCUAAAGAUGCUAUUCUGGUGGCCUAAGUGUCUAUGCCAGCAGGAAAAAUAAGUGCUGUCUAGAGAACGAAAGUGAAUGUGUGCAUGUUCCCACAGCGUUGCGUGUACCUCCAAAGUUUGGAUAAGGCUUGAGUUCUGAUGAUUGUAGUUGUUACCUUGCUGGGUUAAAAUUGUAUUGAGGAAACCCUCACAGUAUGAAAACACAUUCACGUUUUGCCCUUACUCUUACCAUGAAUUUUUACUUUUCUUUUUUGCCUUGUAAUUUAUUAGGUUGUUAUAAAAAAAGCUUUUUAUUGUAUACUUCACUGUGACUUUCCAUUUUACGUUUAUAUUCACGUUUAUGGUGAAAUGUAGUAUUUAUAGAGACGCAAUAUUUAAAUGCAUUUUUGAGUACUCAUUUUAAAUGAAAGCAAAUAUUUUACAGGUGAAGUUUAGUUUUGACAUCAUUUUUUUAAGUGAAAAUGUGGACUAGAUUUCAUUAGAGCCAUGUAUAUGUAUAUAUUAGGUCUCUGUAAAUGAAGUUUCUAUGUUCUGAAGUGAUCUUACAUGUAUGUAUGUGCUACAGCCACCGAAUUGGUGGCUAUAUUUUUGUGUUACUCUAACUACAUGUAUGACAUUGGGAAGCUGUUUGAUGUAGUUGCAUGUAGAAGUUAGGAAACUGCUGUGUAGAAGGGAUACAAUUUUUCUUGGCUAUAGGGAGUAGGUUUUCUCACUUAAGAAAUAAAACUUCUGUAAAAAAUUCAAAAUUAUUUUUCACGGGUAACUCAAGUGUUACUUGUGUGGAAUUCAUAGUUGAAUAAGGAUGUCAUUUACAUGCAUAUUACAUGCACAUAAAUCAUCAUGUGUUUUUGUUUUGUAAAGUUCUGCACUAUUUUGGUUUUGUUUCAUAUUGUGCAACACCGAGUAAUUAAAUGCUAAUUUCAUGUUUUCAUUUUUCUUUUUUUAGUUGGUUGUCUGUUUAUACUUUUUUGUGGUGCCAGAUUGACAUAAUCGUUUGCAAUUCCUAGUCAGUUAUAGAGGUAAUGGUUCUUAUUAAAUCAUAUCACAUUUAUGGGUGUACAGCAUUAUGUUGGGGCAAUGUCUAGGAUGACAAAAAGUACAAUGCACUGGUUUGUAGAGAAAAUAACAAACCGUGAGCAUCAGGCAGGGGUCGUCUCAGGCAAGCUUUAUAAUGAUUGCUUUAUUAUGAUACUGUUUGGUUUUCUGGAUAGAAGAGAAAGGAUUAAUUUUCUAGGUAGAUGAGAACGGUUUGGUUUUCUCGAUAGAAGAAAAAGGUUUGGUUUUCUGGAUAGAAGAGAAAGGUUUAAUUUUUCUGGAUAGAAGAGAGAGGUUUGAUUUUCUGGAUAGAAGCAAAAAGUUUGGUUAUAAAAGAAAGGUUUGGUUUUCUGGAUAGAAGAGAAAGGUUUGACUUUCUGGAUAACAGAAAGGUUUGGUUUUCUGGAUAGAAGAGGAAGGUUUGGUUUUCUUGAUAACAGAGAAAGGUUUGGUUUUCUGGAUAGAAGAGGAAGGUUUGGUUUUCUUGAUAACAGAGAAAGGUUUGGUUUUUGGAUAGAAGAGAAAGGAAACAAAAUAUUUAAUGAAACUCGUCUUGCAUGUGAAUUUGCAUGAGGCUUACUGUUGAUGUCAUAUUCACUUUACAACUUUGAGAGAAGGUAAUUUUUAUGUGUAUGUGUCUCAAGACUAAACUUCUAUGAUAAGCGUUGUUGAAAACUUUCAUUCAACUUCCGUAUCAUAGCCUCCCUAUUGAGAAUCCAGUUUUGAAAGCCUUUUAGUUGUAGUCUCAUAUUUUGGUUUGUCUCUUAUUCAUUUCAGCUUGUUUUUCACAUCAAAAUUCUUUAGAAUAUAUCAGUAUUUGUUAACUGUAAAUUCCAUGUAUGCAUGUUUCUAUGGUAUAAAAAAAACUAUAUUGUGUCCCACAAAGAAUAUAGCGAAUAUUGUUGAUGUGCACAUCAAACAGUUGCUUUGUAAACAUUUUGGAUUCAGCUUAUGCUGGAUUCCUCUCCGGCCGCACGUGAGAAGACCUGUGGAUGGGCAUGGAUUUGGUUUCCUCCCACCAUAAUGGUCACUAUUGUGUAAGUGAAAUAUUCUUUAGUUCGGCCUGAAACAAUCAGAUAAAUAAAAUGUAUUUUGGACUACGCAGACGGCAAUAAGAUAUGUGUUUGGCGUGGACAAAAAGCACAAUUGGUCAUGGUUUAAUCUCAGGAUCUUACACUGAAUUCUCUAGUUUCCAUGGUCAUCGUGGCCCAGUGCCAACACAGCCACUGGUAAAUAAGCAACGCCCAGAAGAUUUCCUCACUCCUGUCGAGUUUUCCGUAUGGAAUAAAUCAGACCACAAGGGCUAAACUCUCAAACAAGCUCAGGACCAUUGGAGGUAUUUUUGCUACAGGUUUCCCAGCAAUAACGUUUCACCUUGAUUAAUCCCAAUGCUUUUUAGAGGUUUUAAAUAUGCAAAAUAUAGGAGGGUUUCUCAUGCACCGAGCAUGAUGGACCACAAUAUUUUAGGAACAAACAUAAAAACCAGUGAGUUGUCACCUUGCGGAUCGUAGUCUGGUGCUGCCUCAUUGAAACGUCCUGCGAGAAACACCAGACGAGAUCUCACCGAGUCACGGCGAAGACCUGCUGCCACUAGCUGGGAAUAGGCGUGCCAAAUACCAAAAAUACCCAUUUCAAAGUAUUCAAUUGCCUGAACUAUCUCGCAAUUGAGCCAGUGUCUCCAUCUUACAACCAGAAAUUUCUGUUUCCCAGGAUUAUCA